This is a messenger RNA of Dermatophagoides farinae (American house dust mite), 1263 nucleotides long. NCBI's taxonomy places the organism in Eukaryota, Metazoa, Arthropoda, Arachnida, Sarcoptiformes, Pyroglyphidae. The record is from RefSeq and is a predicted model, not a curated record.
AUGGAACAAAACGUAAUUUUAUGGCUCAAAUCUGCAUAUGAUAUUCUUAUUGGUAAGGAUAGUAUGAAAUUUUUACCAUUCACAACAACGCAAACAACACCGACGCCUACAACGACGACAACGCAGCAACAACAACAACAAACGGAUAUGAUCGAUAUGAAUAAUAAUAAUGGAAAAAAUAAUGAACAACGACAAAAUAAAAAUCAUUAUUAUAUCGAUGAAAUUCAUUCCAAUCAAUCAAUAGAAUCAUAUCAUUCAAUUGUAACAAUGCCAUCACCACCACCAUCACCAACAAAUAUAGUCAUACAUUCUAAUCAUAACCACUGUGAUAAUCAACAACAACAACAACAACAACAAAAUAAUCAAACAUUGAAUUUGAUAUGGUCAAAAUUUUGCUCAAAACAACCAUCACCAUCAUUACGAUCAAAUCAAUUUAUACAGACAAUGAUCGAUGCAUAUCGUAGAUAUUUACCCGAUCAUUGUAAUCCAUUAAAAAUUAAUGAUAUUCGUGAUCAUAGGCUCAAUCCUUUCGUGACAAUUCGAACACGUCAAUACAGGAUAUAUGGUCUUGGAAAUGUAACGAAAACAGCUGAAGAUGGUUUCAUUAAAUUCCUUGGCAAUCAUCGAUUCAUCAUUGAUUUUAUUAUAUUGAUUAAUGAUCUUAAAAUUCAACUUGAUUGUCAAUUGAAACUGGGUCAUCGAUGGCAAAAGAAAAGAUUAUCAUUACGUAAUAAACAUUAUGAAAUGGAUCUAACUAAAUGUCGUUUAUAUGUUGAAUUAAUAAUCGAUACUAGUGAACAAACAAUACGAUUCGAACGUUUAUCGCCCAUCUCUCAGGAAUAUGGCCAUCAUCUUCACCAUCAACAUCAUAGCUCAUCAUCAUCAUCAUCUGGACAAUCAUCAAUCAACAAAUCUUCUUCAUGUUCAUCAUUACCAUCAUCAUCAUCAUUGUCUUGUCAUUUUCCGUCUUUCACUAAUCAUUUAUUUUCAACAAUCAUUGAACGUUAUUUUAAAAAUUAUUUUGCCGCCAAUCUAAGUCAUUUGGAAAUGAUUGUCAAUCGUAGAUUAUCAUCCAAUGAUAGACGACAACAUCAACAACAACAAUUGAAAAAUGGAAAAAAUGAUUAUUCCAUUUUGGAUUACAAUAAUCUCAUCAUUCAAACAUCAUUGUAUAAAAUAUUGGACGUUUUUCCAUCAUCAUCAUCAUCAUCAUCAUCGCCAUUGCCAUCACCAUUGCCAUCACCAUUACCAUUACCAUCAUCA